AUGCCUGUGUGCAGAGAUCGUCGCUGCCAAAAUGCUUCUUUCACUGAGCUGGAGACAUGCAUCACACGCUGUCACGGCAACGGGGUGUGUAACAGUAACGGGAACUGUCACUGUGACGGUGGCUGGGCUCCGCCUUUUUGUGACAAGCCCGGACUCGGCGGCAGUGUGGACAGCGGGCCGAUCCAGCACCACAGUCAGGUGGGGCUGGUGGUCGGGCUCCUCUUGUCCUUCCUGGUUCUUCUUCCUGCCGUCCUGCUGAUCUUCUACUGCUGCAGGAUCAAGACGUCGUCUUUCCACAAAUGGCUUUCCCAGAGAGACAAGAAGACCAACAGGACGGAGACGUCUGCACAGAAAAUCGGACACCUGAAUCCUGCCUUCCACCUGAAGGUGGUCGGACCAGUCAGCAAGGCCGGCAGCCACCACGGGCUUCCUCACAACAGUAAGGAGGUUCUGCCCCUCAGACCAUGUCCGACCCAGAACGGUACGCAGCCGGUCAACGUUGUCCGACCCCUGAGACCCGCCACCUCGCCCCACGGUGCUAAACUCAAGGCGGCGCGUCCACCGCUGCCAGCAGGCAAACCCCCGGCUGCCGUGCCCCCCCGGAGACUCAGCCCGCCCAAGAAGCCUCUGCCCCUCAACCCGAGCCGGUCUCCAGCGUUGGUGUCCAAGCAGCAGUCCAGUCCCUCGGCCUUCCCGCCACAGAGACCUCUUCCUCUGAGUCCUGCCAGAGGGCCCAGCGUCAAGGCCGGCCUGUCCACGUCCCCACCUCCAGGACUCCUGGUCAUGAUGCCUCCAGCUGUUGGACCCAAACCUGUGGGCAAGCUUUCAGCCGUCCCCCCUCUGAAAGCAUUCAGACGAUCCCAGGAGCCAAACUGAGCACCGUGUCGCCUCCGGCGGGAAAAUGACCCCGCCCUUUGCGCGGCCCCUGAGGCACCUGACAGCUGAAUUGCACUAAAGGAACUUCGGGGGCGCUGCCAGGGAGGCCCUGCCCACCUCGUGACGUGCAGACAUUAGCCACAGUGACGCGGUUUUGCACGGACGCCCUGCAGACUGAGACGAGCGUCACCGCUGGGAGGCGCCACAAACUGUUUUCUGUGGGGUUUUAAAUUUUUUAUUUUUGUAAGAGUCCGUUUGUGUGUAAAAAUGCGUUUUGUUUACAGUUUGUCCCGUUUGAUGAUUUCAUGUCGCGUGCCAAAGACGUGUCUCCGCUUGGUGAAAAUCGUCCAUCUGUUACUCGGUUUGUAAUUUAUUUCCAGGUGAACGCCGUUAGAGGAACCAAUCAGAGUGCAGCUGGUGUUCCACACUGUUUACACCCGCGAGCAAGACACGCCCACUCACGCCUGCUCAUCGAAUGUCUUUGUAACAUAAAAUAUUUUUUACCGA
This is a messenger RNA of Thalassophryne amazonica, 1383 nucleotides long. RefSeq names its product disintegrin and metalloproteinase domain-containing protein 19-like. The coding region runs from base 1 to 876 and encodes 291 amino acids. The transcript has 8 exons. Lineage: Eukaryota; Metazoa; Chordata; Actinopteri; Batrachoidiformes; Batrachoididae. The record is from RefSeq and is a predicted model, not a curated record.